AUGGCAGAGAAAGCAUUCAAAUCUCUGGUCAACCUUACCAGGCGCUUGACCAUCGACAACAAGAAGACGCCAACAGUGCCCGUCCCAGCUCAGGAGACCGAGCCACAGGAGGUGCGCGCACCCUCGCCCAUCAGGCCCGACAGCCGCUCGCUGAUCAAGUACCUCGACUGCGACCACGUCUUCGAGCACCUGGCGCCGAGCCGCUACCACCGCCCGGAGGGGCACGACGUCGUCAAGUACGACCCCGGCGAGUGCCCCGACUGCGCCGAACUGGCCGACUGCUCGUGCUGCGGCGCGCCCUUCCCCACGGAGGUGGGCGCCGACGGCCAGGAGGAGACGAUCCGCGUCUGUCGCCGCUGCAUCGGCUGCGGCUGUGGCGGCGGCCGGGCGCCGUUCGCCUUCUGCUGCGAGGACGAGCGUCUUUUUUCCGAGGAGCGCAAGAUGGACGACACCCCGGAGGGUGGUUGGAAGGCGAAGGGCGGUUGGAAGGCGAAGGGCGGUUGGAAGGUGAAGGGUGGAUGGAAGGCGAAGAAGGGUGGUGGUGCUCAGACUCAGACUUGGACGAGCCCGUAA
Molecule: messenger RNA, 573 nt
Organism: Phaeoacremonium minimum UCRPA7
Lineage: Eukaryota; Fungi; Ascomycota; Sordariomycetes; Togniniales; Togniniaceae
Exons: 3
Coding region: 1-573 (190 amino acids)
Source: RefSeq, a predicted model, not a curated record